AUGGACAGUCCAGAGAUAAAGGGGGGAAAGCCUAAAACGCGUCAAUUCCAGAAAUCUCUUGAUUGGGUGAAGAAUAUUAAUUGGCUGCAAAAAGGAUGUGACCAGGUGUCACCCUUUGGCUGGCCUCCUUCAAUCUCCUUGUUUACCACCAGCAGUCAGGUUGGUCUCUUCAAAAUGCAACCUCGUCACAUCUCACCUGCUCUGAACCCUUCAGUGGUUCCUGCCUACAAGGUCCUGCAGAGGCUGCUUCUGGCUCCUGCUCCAGUGCUGGCCGCAGUACCUCCAGAAGGAAACUGGAUGUUCUCUGAGCAAGGCGACCAGGAGUCUGCCCUACAUGAGCUCCUGAGACCAGGACAGCUGGAGUGGCAGAACACGCACCAUGUCAUCAAUGACCGAAAGGAAGGCUGUGACUUGCCCAAAUCUGUUUAUCUUGCCACCGAAGCCAUUCACUGUGCAAGGCCUGGCUUGGGGCCCUGGGCCAGGUCGUCCUCUGGGAUGUCAACCUUGUCUGCCUGGAUGCCUCCAGUUGAUUCAAAGCAACAGACGGAGAAGUGUUUCAGGAGUGGAGGAGUGGUGGCAGGGGGACAGAGAGCCAGAAGGGGAACAGGCCCCCUUCCUGGGGAGCUGGCCGGACUGAGCUGGCUGGAAAGAGAGGGCGGAGAGCACGGAGUCAGAAGAGCGGCCACUGGCGCAGUUGCAGCCACUGCAGUGUCUGGGCUGAGCCUGAGGGAGGCGGGGGGACGCGCAGGGGCGGCCGCCACUGCUGCCAGGCCUGGGGUGAGAUGCCGAAGCUGCUGGAUCCUCGCUAACUUUGCCGGGCGGAAGAGGAGAAGGAGAAGGGGCUUUGAGAGAGUUGGGGGGGGAUGCCGAGAAGCAGUCAGUUCUCUGCACCCACCACCUAACAGCCCUUCGCGUCCGCCCCGGGGGCGGCGAGCUAGGCGGCAGCGCGGCGCGGGCUCGGUGGAGCGGCCCAUGUCCGGCGCGGGCGAAGCCCUGGCUCCCGGGCCCCAGCGCGGGGCCGAGGCGGGCGGCGGCCGGCUGGGCGCCCCAGCCCAGGAAAAAUGUGAUAAAGAAAAUACUGAGAGAAAUAUAACUCAAGCUGCCGAUAGCUGCUUCGCACAUGGAAUGAUGCAAGACCAGUCCAUUUGGGGAAAUUGUUCAGAUGACGAACUCAUCCGAACCCAACCUCAGCGCCUGCCUCAGCUUCAAGCGUCCCUACAGGAGCCAAGUGAGGAGGAAGGCGGCAAGAUAAAGAACGGCCCCACUAGUCUCAGCAACGGAAAUGGAAUUCACCACCACGGGGCCAAAAACGUAUCUGCGGAUAAUCGAAGACUUUCAGCACCUGUUUCUAACAAAAUGCAUAGAAAAAUUCAGUCCAGCUUGUCCGUCAACAGUGAUAUCAGUAAGAAGAGUAAAGUUAAUGCUGUCUUUUCCCAAAAGACAGGCUCUUCACCUGAAGAUUGCUGUGUCCACUGUAUCCUGGCCUGCUUGUUCUGUGAAUUCCUGACCCUCUGCAAUAUUGUCCUGGGCCAAGCUUCGUGUGGCAUCUGCACCUCAGAAGCCUGCUGCUGUUGCUGUGGAGAUGAAAUGGGAGAUGACUGUAACUGCCCUUGUGACAUGGAUUGUGGCAUCAUGGAUGCCUGUUGUGAAUCAUCAGACUGUUUGGAAAUCUGUAUGGAAUGCUGUGGAAUUUGUUUUCCUUCAUAG
This is a messenger RNA of Puma concolor (puma), 1707 nucleotides long. RefSeq names its product MyoD family inhibitor domain containing (gene MDFIC). Gene Ontology annotation, biological process: negative regulation of DNA-templated transcription; positive regulation of viral transcription. Gene Ontology annotation, molecular function: transcription factor binding. Gene Ontology annotation, cellular component: cytoplasm; nucleus. Lineage: Eukaryota; Metazoa; Chordata; Mammalia; Carnivora; Felidae. The record is from RefSeq and is a predicted model, not a curated record.